Messenger RNA from Empidonax traillii (willow flycatcher), 1249 nucleotides. It is a transcript of the gene GABRB1, whose product is annotated as gamma-aminobutyric acid type A receptor beta1 subunit. Gene Ontology annotation, cellular component: synapse; GABA-A receptor complex; membrane. The record is from RefSeq and is a predicted model, not a curated record. The transcript is spliced from 5 exons. Gene Ontology annotation, molecular function: neurotransmitter receptor activity; GABA-A receptor activity; extracellular ligand-gated monoatomic ion channel activity. Bases 62 to 1105 code for a protein of 347 amino acids. NCBI's taxonomy places the organism in Eukaryota, Metazoa, Chordata, Aves, Passeriformes, Tyrannidae. Gene Ontology annotation, biological process: chemical synaptic transmission; nervous system process; monoatomic ion transmembrane transport.
UGACUCUCAUGAAAUUUGUGUUGGCACAUCCUUGUCCGGUUGCGAGUGCUGCUCUCUCUCUAUGUCACAAAAGCGGAGGCAUCCCUUUAAAUUAGUGACAUGGAUACAUGCGCAGAGGGAAAAGGAUUACACGCAAAAAGAGCUGCCGAGGGAGUACCUGGGCAGUACAGAUAAGUUCAGUGAACAAAUCAGCAUUUACACUGGCCACUGCACAGAUGGAUACACUACUGAUGAUAUUGAAUUUUACUGGAAUGGAGGAGAGUCGGCAGUAACAGGAGUUAAUAACAUUGAGCUCCCGCAAUUUUCUAUCGUUGAUUACAAGAUGGUAUCAAAGAGAGUGGAAUUUACAACAGGAGCAUAUCCUCGAUUAUCGCUUAGCUUCCGGCUUAAAAGAAAUAUUGGAUACUUCAUUUUGCAAACUUAUAUGCCUUCCACACUAAUCACAAUUCUUUCAUGGGUAUCUUUUUGGAUCAAUUAUGAUGCCUCUGCAGCCAGAGUUGCCCUAGGAAUCACAACUGUGCUGACCAUGACCACCAUCAGCACCCACCUCAGGGAGACCUUGCCAAAGAUUCCCUAUGUCAAGGCAAUAGAUAUUUACCUGAUGGGAUGCUUUGUGUUUGUGUUCCUGGCCUUGCUGGAAUAUGCCUUUGUAAACUACAUAUUCUUUGGGAAAGGACCUCAACAUCAAAAAAAGACAGCAGGCAGGGCAGGACAUGCUCCAGGCAAGAAGAGCAGACUGGAAACAAACAGAGUCCAGGUUGAUCCCCAUGGAAACAUGCUUCUUAGACCACUUGAAACACGAAAUGAUGUCAGCAGCUCAGAUGUGUUCACGAGCCUCCGUGACCCUCGAGCCACCACAUACACAUAUGACAGUGCCAACCUGCAGUACAGAAGAGCCACUUCCAGCAGAGAUCUCUACAACAGGAGUCCUCUGGACAGGCACAGGCUUCAUAAGAAAGGACACUUACGAAGAAGGGCAUCCCAGAUCAAAGUCAAAAUCCCUGACUUGACUGAUGUUAACUUGAUAGACAAGUGGUCCAGAAUGGUCUUUCCCAUCACGUUUAUUGUUUUCAAUGUUAUUUACUGGUUGUAUUAUGUCCACUAAUUUAUGCAAUAAUGUUACCACAGACUAACUUAAUUAGACUUGUUUCUUCUCAAUUUUGUUAACUCUGAAGAACUUCAGUAGCUAUAAUGUUACAUGUUCACUGUAAGAUACCCAGCCAUGGAACACUUCUAGAUUUAAGCUUUC